Molecule: messenger RNA, 1404 nt
Organism: Colletotrichum navitas
Lineage: Eukaryota; Fungi; Ascomycota; Sordariomycetes; Glomerellales; Glomerellaceae
Product: amine oxidase
Exons: 2
Coding region: 1-1404 (467 amino acids)
Molecular function (GO): oxidoreductase activity
Source: RefSeq, a predicted model, not a curated record
AUGUCAGGUCGCGUUGCCGUUUUCUUCGGAAUCUUGUCCUUGGCCGCCUCGGAAGCCAUCACGAAUAUCCUGGAGAGAGAUGUGGUGAUCCUCGGCGGCGGUGCGUCGGGUGCUCACGCUGCUGUCAGACUUCGUGAGGAUUUCAACAAGACGAUCGUCGUCAUAGAGAAGCAGGACCGUCUUGGUGGCCAUGUCAGUACAUUUAUUGACCCCGAGACCGGGAACCCCUACGACUUCGGGGUCAACUCGUACACCGAUUACGGCGCCGCUCGCGACUUCUUUGCCCGGUUUGAUAUACCAGUUGCGGCUCCUCAACGUCAAGCCCUGACAACAACCUACGCCGAUUUCAACACGGGAAAAGUCACGAAUUACUCGUUGCCGGCCUCUGCUGAUACCACUGCAGCGCUUGAAGUCUACCUUGAGCUCUGCGAGAAGUAUGAGUCCAGCAUCAUCCCCUCGUAUGAGAAUUUUCCAACCGUCUCCAAGGGGAUUCCCGAGGAUCUGACAAUGAAAUUCUCCGACUUUGUCGAGAAGUACAAGAUCCAGGCGGCGGUUCCCCGUAUAUACCAAGUCUCGGCGCUCGGCAUGGAAAACUUCUCCGAAUUGCCAACUCUGUACGUCAUGCAGGGCUUCGGCGCACCUGUCACACGCUCUUUCCUGGGCAUUGUCUCCUCUUUUGUGCCUGUAUCCAGGCGAAACCAGGAUCUCUACGAUGCUAUCGCCAGCCUGUUGGGCAGUGACGUCCUCUACUCCACGACUGCUAUUCACACUUCUCGCACCGAUGAGGGCGUCGAAGUCCUCGUUCACGGGGCCGACGGGAAACGGUCUCUGAUCCGCGCGAAGAAACUCCUCAUAUCCUUCGAGCCCACGAUUGCCAAUCUAAACGGCAUCGAUGUCGACAGAGAAGAGGCGGAUCUUUUCUCGAAAUGGGACUGGUCGACCGUCUACGUCGGCGUCAUCUCUCACAAGUCACUACCCAAAGGGUACUCACUUACGAACAAUGUACCCAACAAUUGGCUGUCAUUCCCGAGGAUUCCUUUCGUCAGUCGCUUUGACUACUUAGGCGACGACGACUUCCGUGUCCUUGUAACUGGUCCUCCUGAUUUCGACACAUCCAAAGCUCGGCUGCUGGUUCGGAAAUCCCUCGCAUCACUCGCUGCUGCUGGGACGAUACCAAGCUUGGGUACGGAGGAAAUCGAUUUCAAGGCCUGGUCGGAUCAUGGCCCUAUGCAUAUUCAUGUCUCUUCUCCGGAGCUGAAAGCUGGGCAUAUCACCAAGCAGUAUGCACUGCAAGGCCGCAAGAGUACCUACUACACGGGGGCUGCGUGGUCAGUGCAGUUUACGACUAUCCUCUGGGAGUACAACAAUCAAUACGUUCUUCCCAAACUGCUUGCGGGCCUUUGA